Molecule: messenger RNA, 2069 nt
Organism: Emys orbicularis (European pond turtle)
Lineage: Eukaryota; Metazoa; Chordata; Testudines; Emydidae
Gene: ADISSP
Product: adipose secreted signaling protein
Exons: 7
Coding region: 246-770 (174 amino acids)
Source: RefSeq, a predicted model, not a curated record
GUCGCGCGGGGCUCUGGGCAGCGGUGUGGAGCUGAGCGCGUGGGAGCGGCAGGGUCAGUCGGUCUGCCUGCUGCGGGGUCGCUGCCUGGCUGCUGGGGAGGCUUUUCAGUGUGGUAGAGGCAGCUGGAGAGUGGAAAGGCAAAGCAAAGUUCAGGCUGCAGUCUCCGCUCGCGUUCGAAGAGGUCGCUGUGUGGAGGAUGGCCUUCUGCCCAUUCGUCUGAAGUUUUAACACGCUUGUGGGAUAGAUGGCUGCAGCUAAUAAGGGCACAAAGCCUAAAGUGGGUGGUGUCCGCUUCGCCGCCAGCCAGCCUGAGGAAGGAGCACACUCCCACGUGCACUUCGACGAGAAGCUCCAUGACUCCGUGGUCAUGGUCACCCAGGAGAAGGAUGGCAACUUCUUGGUCAAGGUAGGGUUUCUGAAGAUACUGCACAAAUACGAAAUCACGUUUCUUCUGCCUCCCAUUCAAAGGCUGGGGAAGGACGUUUGUGCCAUUCCGCUUCCAAACGUGAACCUUAAAGUCAUCAGCAUCACGCCAGUGGCUGAAGGCUACAGUGUUAAGUGCGAGUACACCGCGCACAAAGAAGGGGUCCUGAAAGAAGAGAUGAUGCUGUCCAGCGAGACCCACGAUGGUGCCUGCGUCAAAGUGGUCGUUCAAGCCCGGGUCAUGGAUCGCCACCACGGCACACCCAUGCUGCUGGAGGGGGUCCGGUGCAUCGGGGCGGAGCUGGAGUACGAUUCGGAGCAGAGCGAGUGGCACGGGUUCGACUAGCCGCUGAGGACCGCCGCCUCCUUUUAGGUUUUAAAUUUAAGCUUGAAAUGUAAGAAAAACAAAUAGUUCACUGGCUGCAGGAUUCUGAACGCUCUAGUUUUGUGGUCACCAAUCGAGCUUGUCUUGUGAGGUCUGGGCGCUGUGCUUUCACCCCCCCUUCCCCUAAUAGCAAACCAAACCGUAGGCCAGUAGUUGUAAAGGGUUUUGUGAAGAGCGGGUGGCGGCUUAUGACUCCGGCUCAGAGCUGAGAGCAAAGCCAAGGCCGUCACGGAUUGGGUCAGGUUCUCGUCAUCUUUUCAGCCUUAAAACUAAACUCUGUGUGUGUGCGCGCACGGGGCUGUACAUGCUGGCAUGCGGGUGGAUGCCCGACCUCCUGAGCAAGUGUCACCUACCGGGCAUCUGUCAUAUCAGAAUAUUAUUUCUUAUCCUUAAAUGUUGGUUAUUUUUUCCUUCUCUUUAGUGAUCUCAUCGUCGCAUGUGGCUUUGUCCAAAGUUUCUACAGCUGCCAUUUAAAAACUGAACAGCUGAUGUUUUCUACCAUCUCCAGUGGUGGGGUUGGUAAAUACACCAGGUGGGGUGCGGUAGCUUCAUAUGCUUUGGCUGUUUAGUUUGUGUUUCGUCUCAGGAGUAUUUCCAAAAACCAGGCACCUGGUGCCUUCCCGAGAUUCCGGAGCAAUCCCUUGUCGCAAGCCAUACGGUGUCUUGUUCUCUCUGCUGCUGCUGCAAUUUUAGUUUAGUUGUCAUGAUCUUUCAUGAUGCGUGUUUAAACGCUUCGGGCUGGAUUCGGAUCCCAGUUGCAAAUCUGGAAUUAACUCCACUUUCCCCCAGUGGGUAACUCCAGAUUGAUUCCAUUGGCUUUCGGGGAGUUAAGUCCAAGUUUACGCCAUUGCUGACUGAGAGCAGAAUCUGUCUCGUAAGGGUGCAUUCUGCCUUCAGCUGUGCAGAUGUAACUCUCUCUAAAAGCAGUAGGGUUGUGUGCAUGUAUCUGAAGGCAGAAUUUUCCCUUUAGGUUGGGUUGUUUGAAGGCAUUUAGGAGAGUUGGGGGCUCAGUUCCACUGGGAGUUGGGUGCUUCCCCCUCAUAGACACCUUUGAAAAUCCCAGUCUGAAUUUUCAUUUCUUAAAUGUUGUCUGGUGGUUUUUGUUUUUUAAGACACACGGUACAAGGACCAGGAAUAGUGGUUCAGUUCUGAAAGCAACAGAAGGAUUUAUGUGCCUCUCUCUAUAGAUGUGUAUGUGUGGGUUUUUUAAGUACAAAAAAUAUCUAUAAAGGAAAAUAAUAAACUUCAGUUGAAACAAAA